AGGAGCCCCUGCGCCUUCUCUCCUCCGCAGCUGCCCACCAUGGUCUGGCCGUGCAUCCCUGACCCUGGGCUUCCCUGGCAGCCCAGAGCGGGAACUGUCCCCUGGCAGCAGAGGGGGGCGUGGGCUGCCAGAGCCUGGGAGAGCCGGCCCCUGGACUAUGCCAUCCAGGUUAGCGGGCGUGGGCCGUUCAGGGGCGUCUCCCCCGCAGCCCGCCGCCCAGGGCCAUCUGCAGCCUGAAGACAGAAUGCUCAAGGGACAGCUUCCAAACACGGGCAAAGACCUCGCAGCCCACCCAGGGUCCCCACCUGCCAACAAUGGUGAGGGCCCUGAGAAGAGCCCAGUGCUCCCCCCGAAACUUCCAGCACAGGUCAGCAACGAGGACCCACAAGCCGAGGCAACAAGCUUCACCCCAAAGCCACCGCCGAGGCCCCGGCUGGAGCGAGCGCUGUCCCUGGACGAGAAGGCGUGGAGGAGGCGGCGUUUUCCAAGCAGCCACGAGGACCUGGCGGCGCACGUCGGGGCCAGCCCCUGUAGGGGCUCCACCCAGGACGAGGUCCUCAGGCCCCCCGCCCACACCGACUCCCCACACUGCCUGAGCGCCUCCUUGCAGGAGAUCCCCACGUCCCGCAGGGCCCAGGGCAGCGCGGGAGGGAGCCCUUCCUCAUGGGGUCACUGUAUCUCCGGGAUGAUCAGCACUUCCCUGGACGUCCUGCACCGGGACGGGACCUCAGCCCGGAGCCCCGCCAGGCUGCCCGCUGUGGACCAGAAGGUGGCCUCCGCUUUCCUGCGGCCGGCCGACCGGGCGGACUCGGGUCAGGCCGACCUCAAGGCCCGCCUGCCGAGCAGACUUUUCCGGGCCUAUAGCAGCCUGGGCCCCGGCCGGCCCCCGAGUCCCCUGGCCUCUGAGGCCAGAUCCCCCUUUAGCCUGCUGGCUCCCAUCCGCGCCAAGGACGUCCGGACAAGGAGCUACCUGGAGGGGAGUCUCCUGGCGAGCGGGGCCCUCAUGGGGGCGGAGGAGCUGGCCCGGUACUUCCCGGACCGCAGCAUGGCCCUCUUCGUGGCCACCUGGAACAUGCAGGGCCAGAAGGAGCUGCCCCCGAACCUGGACGAGCUCCUGCUGCCCACCGAGGCCGACUACGCCCAGGACCUGUAUGUCGUCGGGGUCCAGGAGGGCUGCUCCGACAGGCGGGAGUGGGAGACGCGCCUGCAGGAGACGCUGGGCCCCCGCUACGUGACGCUGUACUCGGCGGCGCACGGGGCGCUCUACAUGUCUGUGCUCAUCCGCAGGGACCUCAUCUGGUUCUGCUCAGAGGUGGAGAGCUCCACGGUGACCACACGCAUCGUAUCUCACAUCAAGACCAAGGGGGCCCUGGGCGUCAGCUUCACCUUCUUUGGCACCUCCCUCCUCUUCAUCACGUCGCACUUCACCUCUGGCGACGGGAAGGUGAGCGAGCGGCUGCUGGACUACAGCAGAACCGUCCAGGGCCUGGCCUUGCCCAGGAGCGUGCCCGACACCAGCCCCUACCGCUCCGACGCCGCGGAUGUUACCACCCGGUUCGAUGGGGUGUUCUGGUUCGGAGACUUCAACUUCCGUCUGAGCGGCGGGCGCGUGGCCGUGGAGGCCAUCCUGAAGCAGGACCUGGGGGAGAAGGUGUCGGCCCUGCUCCAGCAUGACCAGCUCACCCAGGAGAUGAAGAAAGGGUCCAUCUUCAAGGGUUUCCAGGAGCCGGACAUCCACUUUCUUCCGUCGUACAAGUUCGACAUCGGGAAGGACUCCUACGACACCACCUCCAAGCAGAGGACCCCCUCCUACACGGACCGGGUUAUGUACAAGAGCCGCCACAAGGGUGACAUCUGUCCCAUCAAGUACUCCUCCUGCCCAGGCAUCAAGACAUCUGACCACCGCCCCGUGUACGGCCUGUUCCGGGUCAAAGUGAGGCCGGGGAGAGACAACAUCCCGCUAGCUGCCGGCAAGUUUGACAGAGAACUGUACUUAAUAGGAAUUAAAAGACGCAUUUCCAGAGAGAUCCAGAGGCAGCAGGCGCUGAAGGCUCAGCACUCAAGCAGCAUCUGCACUGUCUCCUGAGGGUGCCCGAGGACCCUCGUCACCCACCUGGGAGGUUACUUGACCAAAAGCCCCUAAAAAGGAAGAAGAGGUUGCUGUGUGGGACUUCUGCUUCUGGGCAGCGGGCGGACCCAUGCUCGAGGCUGACCUGCUUCCUUACCAAGAACCCCACGGGGAGGCCAGAAGACCGGCCAGGCGGUACCACGGCGCCGGUGCCUGGAAUGGAACCAGCCAC
Molecule: messenger RNA, 2300 nt
Organism: Lontra canadensis (Northern American river otter)
Lineage: Eukaryota; Metazoa; Chordata; Mammalia; Carnivora; Mustelidae
Gene: INPP5E
Product: inositol polyphosphate-5-phosphatase E
Exons: 10
Coding region: 158-2086 (642 amino acids)
Biological process (GO): phosphatidylinositol dephosphorylation
Molecular function (GO): inositol-polyphosphate 5-phosphatase activity
Source: RefSeq, a predicted model, not a curated record